GAGGAACUGGUACUUCAACUAUUGAGUAUUAUUCAAACCGAAAAUACUGCAAAUCUGUUAGAAAAUUAUCAUGGAAAUUGGCAGAAGUAUUGGAAAAGUAUCAAAAAUCUAGAUUUACUGUACUACAACUACGAUAAAUCAAAUAAUAAGAAACAUUAACUGAUAGGCAAAGCAUUUGUAUGGCCACAUUUCACCAGCACAGAUGGGGAUCUUAACAAACUACGACGUAACAUAUCAAUAACCACAUCUUUAGAUAUCAUUGUUGCUGUUAUUAACACAUUUUCAGAAGUCCAGGCAUCCAACGAUCGUCCAUUUGAAUUUUAUAAUAUUUAUUUUGAGGAACCUGUGAUACUCCUGAGAUGUCCAUGUGUUGUUGUUUAGUAGAUGUGACUUACACUUAACAGAAUAUAUCCAUCUUUAAGAAGAUAGUUCUACUUCUAGUUCAAAUUGGCCAGAAUAAAAAAAUUUGAAUAUAG
Messenger RNA from Metopolophium dirhodum (rose-grain aphid), 476 nucleotides. RefSeq lists its product as uncharacterized. Lineage: Eukaryota; Metazoa; Arthropoda; Insecta; Hemiptera; Aphididae. The record is from RefSeq and is a predicted model, not a curated record.